This is a messenger RNA of Pichia membranifaciens NRRL Y-2026, 543 nucleotides long. RefSeq lists its product as hypothetical. NCBI's taxonomy places the organism in Eukaryota, Fungi, Ascomycota, Pichiomycetes, Pichiales, Pichiaceae. The record is from RefSeq and is a predicted model, not a curated record. Gene Ontology annotation, cellular component: intracellular membrane-bounded organelle. The annotation marks the transcript as partial. Gene Ontology annotation, molecular function: peptidyl-prolyl cis-trans isomerase activity. The transcript has a single exon. Gene Ontology annotation, biological process: protein peptidyl-prolyl isomerization.
GACCCGGCCGUCACCGACUUGCUCUACCUUGACGUCCAUCAGAGACUCUCCAAGGAGUCGAUCGAGUCUCGGCCGCUGGGCACCGUUGUGAUUGGCCUUUUCGGCACAAUUGUUCCGAAAACAGUGGAAAACUUCAAGGGCCUAGCCGCCACCUACGAGAGGACGCAUACGCUCUUCCAUAGGGUGAUCCCCGGCUUUGUCAUCCAGGCUGGUGACAUAGACAACCAGGGCGGUCAUAGCAUCUACGGCGAAAAAGGCGCUCCGCCGCCAAAGGACGCGGACCCCCACCGGUACGGCCCGCUGUACAGUGGCCUCGAGGACGAGAACUUCAUUCUCUCCCACAACAAACUCGGCAGAGUCAGUGUCGCCAACGCCGGCCCCAACACCGGUGGCAGCCAAUUUUUCAUCUGUAUGGAACCACAGCCGGGCUUGGAUGGCAGUCAUGUUGUAUUCGGCCAGGUGCUCCAAGGCAUGAACGUCGCCGAGCAGAUCUCCGGCGUCGACAGAGACCUCUCUGACAAACCACUACUUGACGUCUUCAUC